AAGAUCUUAUCAAUAACAACCCAUCACGUACUUUCAAUUCACUACUAGUCUCUAGUGAUGGUGAUGGCCAGCAUUGGCGGCCGGUCACAAAUGGGCAGCUUCGCUGUCCAAAUUCUUAAUGGCCGGUGGUUCAUGGUGUUCGCCUCGUUCCUCAUCAUGUCAGCCGCUGGUGCCACCUAUAUGUUUGGUCUGUAUUCGUCCGAGAUCAAAAAAUCUCUCGGAUACGACCAAAGCACACUAAACUUGCUAUCGUUCUUUAAAGACCUCGGUAGCAACGUUGGUGUGCUUUCGGGGCUUAUUGCUGAAGUCACUCCACCGUGGUUCGUUCUCUCUAUGGGAUCCGUACUCAACUUUUUUGGGUAUUUCAUGAUGUGGUUGGGUGUUACCAAAAGAAUUGCUAAACCAACCGUUUGGCAAAUGUGUUUGUACAUUUGUAUAGGUGCAAAUUCACAAUCGUUUGCGAACACGGGGGCAUUAGUAACAUGCGUUAAAAACUUCCCGGAAAGCCGAGGGGCAGUGCUAGGACUUCUCAAGGGAUUUGUUGGCCUAAGUGGAGCCAUCAUCACACAAAUUUACUUUGCAAUAUACGGUUCAGACGAUAAAAGUUCAAUCAUUUUGUUCAUAGGUUGGCUUCCUGCUGUUAUAUCCGUAGUGUUUGUGCGUACAAUUCGUAUCAUGAAGCUAGUUCGACAAUCAAACGAGAUCAAAGUUUUGUACGAUCUCUUAUACAUAUCUCUCGGUCUGGCUGGAUUCUUGAUGAUUAUUAUUAUAGCCGAAAAAAGUGUCAAAUUCCCUCGGCCUGAGUAUGGUGGAAGCGCGGCUGUUGUUAUUUUUCUUCUCUUUUUGCCCCUCGCGGUUGUUAUAAGAGAAGAGUACAAUAUUAGAAAAAACAAAAUUCAGUCGCUAAAUGAUCCAUCGCCUAUAAAAAUAGUCACUAAUAAUCCACCUUCGACAAAUACAAUCAUCGUGCCACCAGUGUCACCACCCAAGCAAGAAAAGCAACCGUCAUGCUUCAAAACCGCAUUCCAACCACCCGCAAGAGGCGAGGAUUAUACUAUACUCCAAGCGUUGUUUUCCAUCGAUAUGUUGAUACUAUUUUUAGCGACUAUUUGUGGCGUUGGUGGUACUUUGACUGCUAUUGACAAUUUGGGCCAAAUCGGCGAGUCUUUAGGGUAUCCGACUCGAAGUAUUAGCACAUUCGUGUCACUAGUAAGUAUAUGGAAUUAUCUCGGGCGAGUAACAGCUGGAUUCGGGUCAGAAUACCUUCUAAAGAAGUAUAAGUUCCCAAGGCCUCUUAUGCUAACCCUAAUCCUAAUUCUAUCUUGCCUUGGGCACAUUUUGAUAGCAUUUGGUGUCCCGAAUUCUCUCUAUGUCGCUUCGGUUGUCAUUGGCUUUUCUUUCGGAGCACAAUGGCCAUGUCUUUUCGCAAUCAUAUCCGAGAUUUUUGGGCUAAAGUACUACUCAACUUUGUACAACUUUGGGUCGGUGGCAAGCCCGAUUGGAUCAUAUAUUUUGAACGUUAAGGUAGCCGGAAACUUGUACGAUAGGGAAGCCGAAAGACAGAUGAAGAUUUUAGGGAUUGAAAGAAAGGCGGGUGAAGAUUUGAAGUGUAACGGAGUAGAGUGUUUUAAGGUUGCAUUUCUUAUUAUAACUUGUGUCACUGUUUUUGGUGCAUUUGUUUCGAUAAUUUUGGUGGUUAGGACUAGAAAAUUUUAUGCUGGUGACAUUUAUAAGAAGUUCCGAGAUCAAGCCGCAAGGGCGGAGAUAGAGACAGAGACCGAGAUAACGGUGGUCGAAAACGGUACUGGUGGUGGCGGCAACCACAGCGGUAGCAAGGGAACUACUUGAUUAUGUUUGUAUACAUUUGUUUUAUACAAUGUAAUGUAGGUAUAUUAGUAUACUGAACAUUUGAAGAUACGAAGUUAUAGCCAAGAAAAUGCAAUAUUUGCAACUUAGUUUUUGUUUUUACAAGUAGAAAAGGCUAUGGGUCCAUUAUGGAAUUUGUAAACUUACUAGACAAAGUAAAAGAAAAAAAAUUAACGUUUUUCUUGAA
Messenger RNA from Erigeron canadensis, 2053 nucleotides. RefSeq lists its product as uncharacterized. The transcript has 2 exons. NCBI's taxonomy places the organism in Eukaryota, Viridiplantae, Streptophyta, Magnoliopsida, Asterales, Asteraceae. Gene Ontology annotation, cellular component: membrane. Bases 58 to 1848 code for a protein of 596 amino acids. The record is from RefSeq and is a predicted model, not a curated record.